AUGAUUUUCACUCUGCCUUGGCUUGGAGAUGCCUGGGGAGCAGCACCAGCCAUGACGAAUCCUCGGGAGAAUUCCAUCAGAGAACUCGGUUCCCAUCUCCUUCAGACGCUUGAUGGGUUUAUAUUUGUUGUGGCGCCGGAUGGGAAGAUCAUGUACAUUUCGGAGACUGCAUCCGUUCAUCUCGGUCUUUCUCAGGUGGAAUUGACGGGGAAUAGCAUCUACGAAUACAUCCACCCAGCAGACCACGACGAGAUGACAGCCGUGCUGACAGCCCAUCAAACCCUUACUCCUCCCCCCAGUGCACUCCAAGAUUUCGAAGUGGAGCGGUCCUUUUUCAUCCGGAUGAAGUGCGUUUUGGCCAAGAGGAAUGCAGGGCUCACGACGGGAGGAUACAAGGUGAUCCAUUGUUCGGGGUACCUGAAAGUGAAGCAAUACACGUUGGAUGUGUCACCUUACGAUGGGUGCUACCAGAAUGUAGGUUUGGUGGCAGUGGGUCACAGUCUUCCACCGUCUGCAAUCACCGAAAUCAAGAUGCACUCCAAUAUGUUUAUGUUCCGAGCAAGCUUGGACCUCAAGCUCAUCUUUCUUGAUGCCAGGGUUGCGCAACUGACGGGUUUUGAGCCGCAAGAUCUGAUCGAGAAAACACUCUACCACUACAUCCAUGGCUCUGACAUCAUGCACAUGCACUAUGCGCAUCGAACUCGUGAGUUUCCCUCCUGUUAACUCUAUAUGAAC
Messenger RNA from Darwinula stevensoni, 735 nucleotides. NCBI's taxonomy places the organism in Eukaryota, Metazoa, Arthropoda, Ostracoda, Podocopida, Darwinulidae. The record is from the annotation of a GenBank genome assembly.